Molecule: messenger RNA, 1317 nt
Organism: Paramecium sonneborni
Lineage: Eukaryota; Ciliophora; Oligohymenophorea; Peniculida; Parameciidae
Source: the annotation of a GenBank genome assembly
ACAAUAAAAUGAUUGAUCUAUUCUCAAGUCCAUCUCCUAUUCCUUAAAAGUAUCAUACAAAUGAUGAAAAUAUCUAAAGUAAAUGGAUGUAAUAACGUUUCUUAUUUACACAAAGCGAUCGUAAAAAAAUUGACUUUGAUAACAGUCAUACUACGUAACUUUUGAAAUAAUCUUGAAGGAAAUCUAUCUUUCCUAUCUCUUCAUAAGAAGAAAUAAGGAUACCAAGCGCAAAAAUUGAUAUUAAAGAAUUUUAAGAUCCAUUACUUUUAAGUUCAUAUACUUAAUCAUAAAUUGACAAAAAUGAAUUUUCAUUAGAUUGUUAAUCAUAGAAGAAUCAAGUAACAUUAAAUCUAUUGAUUGUUGGUCAAUCUGGAACAGGAAAAACAACAUUUGUUGAUGCUUUACUAAAUAAAGUAAAAAUAUAAAAAAACUUAUUAUAUAGAAACCUAUAGCAAGAUAAUUUUAGGGAAAUGUUUAUUAAAGUAAUCAAGUUUAAGAAUCUAUGGGUGUAAUAGAAUAUGAUAAUCAAAUUGUUUAUUUAAACAUUUUCGACACAAAAGGGUUUUAAAAAAAUAACUAAAAAGUAUGGUUUAAGGAUAUUAGACAUUUUAUAGAUUAAAAGGUAUUUUGCAUUGUUUAUUAAAGUUUAAAACUUAAAUUAGAAGAAAUAAAUAUGCUUAUUUAAACAAAACAUUGUAUUCUUAAAUGUCUAAUUUAGUAAAUGACGAAAGAGUAAUCAAUUUUUUAAGUAUUCUAUAGAUUCAUUUAUGUCUUUACUUUCUUAGUGGACCUGCAUAUAUUAAUGAAGAUAUUUAAUAUUUACAAAAGUUAUCCAACUUAGUAAAUGUUAUACCAAUUAUAGCCAGAGGUGAUUAAUAUACAAAAUCAGAAGUUCUUGAAUUAAAAUAAAGAUACAAUAGAAUUUUUAAAGAAUUCAAUAUUGAUAUCUAUGAUUGUCUCAAAAUUAAUGAUUAAUCGUUUAAACAAUAACUUAUCCAAGGGGAAUUUGGAUAAUGUUCUCCUUUCAUGAUUAUUGCUUCUACUUAUGAAUUUUAUAAUGAUUAAGGUAAAAAGAUAUAAGGAAGACAGUAUCCAUGGGGAUAAUGUGAUCUAUGGAAUCCUUAACAUUCAGAUUUUUUAUUACUUUAUAAAUCAUUAAUAGGACAUUACAUUUAUGAUUUAAUUAAGCUAACUGAUUUCUAUCAACAUAGUUUUAUUAAAAGAAAACAAGAAAUUCAAAAAAAGAACAAAAGUCGAAUGGGUUUUUUAAACUAAGUAUUAGUUCAUAUCAAUUAAUUAUUAUAUUUAAUUGAUUGA